Molecule: messenger RNA, 1767 nt
Organism: Daldinia decipiens
Lineage: Eukaryota; Fungi; Ascomycota; Sordariomycetes; Xylariales; Hypoxylaceae
Product: NAD(P)-binding protein
Exons: 5
Coding region: 390-1445 (351 amino acids)
Molecular function (GO): oxidoreductase activity, acting on the CH-CH group of donors, NAD or NADP as acceptor
Source: RefSeq, a predicted model, not a curated record
UUUAUUGUUCAUAGUUUGUAUCAUGAUUCACAAUACAUGCCUGGUAUCACACAUCACACUCGAUAUGGAGCUACACCCCUUUACUCCUUUAAAUCCGGUGUUGUAAUACCUUAUAGUUGCGAUCCAACAUACGUUGGCACCACAAAUGUUAGCAGAGGCGCGCCAGUUAUUUUGUCACUUUUUUGGUAGGUACCUACGUAAAUAGGAGGUUGCAUAUGCUUUAUAAUCACCGUAGGAAGCUCUCGGAAUUCCACUAUAUAAUCGUACCAGUAUCCCACCCCUCAACCAAUGUUGGGAGAUCGUCCAUCUCAUUGAAUUAUACUUGCUAAACUCAGAGUUCACUCCUACCUAUAUUUCACUAUUAAAUCUAUACCCCUUGGUCAUUCAGAAUGGCGCGCAAGAACCACUCAUUCCACCUUGCUGAACGACCCGAGGGCGAUAUCAUCCCGGGACGAACUUUCAAGUAUCUAGAAACCGAUGCACCUACCGCCGACCAGCUAAAGGAUGGUCAAGUCCUCGUAGAGACUCUCUACUUGUCUCUGGAUCCCGCUAUGCGCUCUAUGCUGCAUGACUUCCGGUCUUAUGCGCCACCUGUCGCCAUUGGGGAGCUAAUGCGCGGAGGCAUUGUUGGUAGGGUUCUCGCGAGCAAGAGCUCUAAGGCGAAAGCAGGCGAUUUGGUAUCCAGUUUUGCCGGAUGGACCGAAGUUAUCAUCCUAGACGAUGCAAAAUUUGACGUACUCAACUUGCCAGCUGGUACUAAGGCCACUGAUGCACUGGGAGGGCUUGGGUUAACAGGGUUAACAGCCUACUUUGGCAUCAAAAAAAUCGGCCAACCCAAGCCAGGAGAUACUGUUGUUGUUUCGGGAGCCGCAGGCGCGACAGGCUCCGUCGCCGGCCAAAUUGCUAAGAUCUGGGGUGCUCGCGUGGUCGGCAUCGCUGGCUCGGAUGAGAAGUGUAAGAUCUUAACAGAGGAGCUUGGCUUCGACGUCGCGCUCAACUACAAGUCGCCGACGUUCCGCGACGACUUCAUCAAAGCUACGCCCAAUUUUAUCGAUGUCUACUUUGACAAUGUGGGCGGCGAGAUCCUCGAAAUGGCACUUGACCAAGCCGCAGUGCAUUCGCGUUUCAUAAUGUGCGGCAGCAUCAGCGGCUACAACAAGCUCGGACAAGGACCCGGAGGUCUUCCAGAUGUAACUGGCAUUCGAAAUCUCCUCCGAGUGACUGUCCAGCGUAUCCGUAUGGAAGGGUUCAUCGUCAUAGACUACAUAAGCGAGUUUCAAGAAGCACAGCAGCAACUAGGGCAGUGGAUGGUCGAGGGUAAGGUCAAGACCAAGGAGACUAUUGUCAAGGGCGGCCUUAAAGUGGCAGAGACUGCGAUAGGACAGUUGUUCUCUGGUGGGAACACCGGAAAGCUGAUUGUGGAGGUUAAACCAUAUGACAAGUAAUCAGGGCAAAUGAAACUUGUGAAAUAUGCGGUUUAUAUGUCUCUGGAUUUGUUACCUAGAGAACAAAUCGAUUAAAGAAUCAUGUUUUAGUCAAUGAAGAAAAAGUUGAACCCAAGGAGUCAAAUGCUUUCUUUUCCAUGUACGUGCCUAUGCCCAAUUAUAUUUCAACUAAAUAGGGGAUAACACACGACUCUGAUUAUCUAAACCUGGAUAUUUCCUGGCGUUGCUAUGUCGUAGAAUUAGUACCUCGUUAAGUUUAUUAAACCCGUAUUCAUGAUCCAAUGAUCAUAAUGGCUAGAAUAAUAUAAACUUAGAUACUGUG